GUAUUGGUAAUUCUCUUUACCUCCCUCGGAAAAGAACCUGCCAUCAUGGCGGCAGGUUCAAUUUCGGAAGACGAAUAUUGGGACAGCAUUAUAUUCUUCCUGACACUUUCAAGUAAAAUCGACAGUAAAUGGACAAUCGUAAACACCAAAGAUGGUAGAAGAUUCGCAAAAAAGGCAGAAGUGUUUAUUUUGAGUACAGAAAAUAAAGAAUCCACUAUGAAUGACGAUGUUAUCAGAAACACAGAGUUAAUGGAAGAGCAAGAGGAAGAUACUGCAGCUUUCCAGGUCAGAGGGAAUUCCGACGUGGAAGUCGUGACUUAUGAAUAUCACAUCCUGUAUAGCCCCAGCUAUGGUGUGCCAGUUAUGUACUUCAAUGCCCACACACAAGGUGGAAAACUUCUGGCCUUAGAGGAAAUCUGGAAGAGGGUGCCAGAUGUAUAUAAAGAGAGAUUGUCUGAAGAAAGAUGGACAUUUAUUACACAACAAGAACACCCUUUACUUGGCCGUCCAUUCUAUUACCUACAUCCAUGUCAUACAGCUGACCUGAUGAAAAACUCUCCAGUCCUAACAGAUAAAAGACAUUACAUCGUUUCCUGGCUGAGUGCUGUUGGUCCUGUGGUUGGGUUGAAACUUCCUCUGGAGUAUGGAAAACUUUGUGUCAGCUGACAGCCAUUUUUUGGGGGUCCAAUAUUGGAGCCAUUCCAUUUACAGAAACAAUAAUGUUGUUUGUAUAUGAAGUGUUACAAACCAAAUGUGUAUAAAAAUGUGCAAUAUGAAUACUUGUUUUUGUUGAAAAAUAGUGUAUGGUUAUAUAAAAAAUGUCUUCAUCUAUUAAAACAAGAUAUUUUUAUGACAAAAAUA
Molecule: messenger RNA, 861 nt
Organism: Magallana angulata
Lineage: Eukaryota; Metazoa; Mollusca; Bivalvia; Ostreida; Ostreidae
Product: ubiquitin-like-conjugating enzyme ATG10
Exons: 6
Coding region: 46-666 (206 amino acids)
Biological process (GO): macroautophagy; protein lipidation; protein modification by small protein conjugation
Cellular component (GO): intracellular anatomical structure
Molecular function (GO): Atg12 transferase activity
Source: RefSeq, a predicted model, not a curated record